CCCGCGUCUCGGUACGUCACUUUCUCGUUUGUGCAGUUGUUCUGACAGCGGAGCGUUUAUGCUGAAUUGCACUUGAACAGCGGCAGAAAAAACAAAGAUGACUGCUCGGAUUAUGCAAGCGGCUCGAUGCCCGACAGACGAGCUGUCGCUGACCAACUGUGCCGUCAUCAACGAGAAGGAGCCGCAGUUCGAACAACACGUGACCGUCCGCAAUUUAACCCACAAGUACGUGUUCACCUUGAAGACGCAUCCCAGUGUUAACUCUGGGACCAUUGCCUUCAGCCUGCCACAGAGAAAGUGGGCCGGCCUCUCGAUUGGACAAGAGGUUGAAGUCACAAACUACAAGUUCGACAAGUCCAAACAGUGUGUGAGCACCAUGACGGUGGAGAUUGACUUCCUGCAGAAGAAGAAUGUGGACAGUAACCCCUACGACUCAGACAGCAUGGCCAGCGAGUUCAUCCAGCACUUCAACAACCAGGCCUUCAGCGUCGGCCAGCAGCUUGUGUUCAGUUUCUGUGAUAAGCUGUUUGGCUUGCUGAUAAAGGAUAUUGAGGCCAUGGACCCCAGCAUCCUAAAGGGAGAACAUGCCUCUGGCAAGAAGCAGAAGAUUGAAAUCGGUCUGUUGCUGGGCAACAGUCAGGUGAUCUUUGAGAAGUCAGAGAGCUCAUCCAUGACUCUGGUUGGGAAAUCCAAGACCCGAGAGUCUCGCCAGUCCAUCAUCAGCCCAGACUGGAACUUUGAGAAGAUGGGUAUUGGCGGCCUUGACAAGGAGUUUUCCGACAUUUUCCGCAGAGCCUUCGCCUCCAGAGUCUUCCCUCCAGACAUAGUAGAACAGAUGGGCUGUAAGCAUGUGAAGGGGAUCCUGCUGUACGGACCCCCCGGGUGCGGUAAAACCCUGAUGGCGCGGCAGAUCGGCAAGAUGCUCAAGGCCCGCGAGCCAAAGAUCGUCAACGGCCCAGAGAUUCUCAACAAGUACGUCGGCGAGUCCGAGGCCAACAUCAGGAAGCUGUUCGCGGACGCGGAGGACGAGCAGAAGAGGCUCGGCGCCAACAGUGGCCUUCACAUCAUCAUAUUUGAUGAGAUCGAUGCGAUCUGUAAACAGCGCGGCAGCAUGGCGGGCAGCACGGGGGUCCACGACACCGUGGUCAACCAGCUGCUGUCCAAGAUCGACGGCGUGGAGCAGCUCAACAACAUCCUGGUCAUCGGUAUGACCAACAGGCCCGACCUGAUCGACGAGGCCUUGUUGAGGCCGGGCAGACUGGAGGUGAAGAUGGAGAUCGGGUUACCAGAUGAAAAGGGACGGAUUCAGAUCCUCCACAUCCACACGGCAAAGAUGCGUCUGCACGACCUGCUGUCCGCCGACGUGGACAUCAAGGAGCUGGCCGUGGAGACGAAGAACUACAGCGGCGCCGAGCUGGAGGGCCUGGUCAGGGCUGCGCAGUCCACUGCCAUGAACAGACAUAUCAAGGCCAGUAACACAGUGGAGGUGAACAUCGAGACGGCAGAGAAGCUGCGCGUCAGCAGACUGGACUUCAUGGCCUCGCUGAACAACGACAUCAAACCUGCGUUCGGCACCAAUCAGGAGGACUACGCCAGCUACAUCAUGAACGGGAUAAUCCGAUGGGGCGACCCGGUGUCGGCGGUCCUAGAGGACGGCGAGCUGCUGGUGCAGCAGACGAAGAACAGCGACCGCACGCCGCUGGUGUCCGUGCUGCUGGAGGGCCCACCUAACAGUGGGAAAACAGCGCUGGCUGCUAAGAUCUCUGAAGACUCCCAGUUCCCCUUUAUCAAGAUCUGCUCCCCCGACAAGAUGAUCGGACACUCCGAGAUCGCCAAAUGCCAGGCCAUCAAAAAGAUAUUUGAAGAUGCCUACAAGUCCCAGCUGAGCUGCGUGGUCGUGGAUGACAUUGAGCGUCUGCUAGACUACGUCCCGAUCGGCCCCCGUUUCUCCAACCUGGUGUUGCAAGCGUUGCUGGUGCUGCUGAAGAAACCUCCUCCGAAGGGUCGUAAGCUGCUGAUCAUCGGCACCACCAGUCGUAAAGACGUCCUCCAGGAAAUGGAGAUGUUGGAUGCUUUCAGCACAACCAUCCACAUUCCCAACAUCUCGAGGGGGGAGCAGCUGGUGGAGGCCCUGGAGCUGCUGGGCAGUUUCCAGGACGUAGAACGAGCCAGCAUAGCUAAAGCUGUGAAGGGCCAGAGUCUGUGGAUCGGCAUAAAAAAGCUGCUCAUGCUGAUUGAAAUGUCCGUGCAGAUGGAUCCUGGCUACAGAGUUAGCAAGUUCCUGAGUCUACUGAAGGACGAAGGAGCGCUGGGCUCUGAUAAGUUUGUGGCCAUCUAGAUGCAGCCACAUAGUGAGAGGAGGCCUCUUCAACGUUGCUGAGGAACGGAAGCCUGAAAGAGGCUGGCAGGAGGAAGCGAGCGAGAGAUAGUUUCCAUCUCUCCCUCUGCAUCCUUCCCUCCCCACCCCUGAAGCUCGGUGCGCUUCUCUCUGCACUGCAGCUUUCUGCAGCAGCGACCGGCCCGGCGGCCUCCUCCUCUUCAGCACUAUGUGAACAUGUAAAAAAACAGACUGUAUCCGUGUGUGCUGCAUUUCCUGAAGACUGUAAUCUCCGUGUGACGCCCCCCCGCAGCACUCCUCUGGGAUUUUACACAGAAAAGAGGCAGACGAUGCGUUUCCAUGGCAGGUAGAUGUGCAUGCACCAACACUAAUCGUAACGCUGGUUUAUACAGGCUGAUAUGUUUGCACACAUCUGUGAUCUGAUCAUUCCAGGACACGGUGCCUCCACGACUCACAGCUCUCUCUGCUCUCAUCAUGUUGUAUACUUGCCUGUUUCUGACCUUUUUAUUGUCUCAAUAAAUUAAUUCUAUUACUAAC
Molecule: messenger RNA, 2875 nt
Organism: Chelmon rostratus (copperband butterflyfish)
Lineage: Eukaryota; Metazoa; Chordata; Actinopteri; Chaetodontiformes; Chaetodontidae
Product: vesicle-fusing ATPase-like
Exons: 22
Coding region: 98-2338 (746 amino acids)
Biological process (GO): SNARE complex disassembly; Golgi to plasma membrane protein transport; intra-Golgi vesicle-mediated transport
Cellular component (GO): Golgi stack
Molecular function (GO): ATP hydrolysis activity; ATP binding
Source: RefSeq, a predicted model, not a curated record